UUCUACGGUCCUUCUUCAGGCUACACCGAAAGAUGUUUAAAAUACAGAAAUACAUUUUGGCUGACGUAUCAUAGUAACACUGACUUCAUGUUUGUUUCUAAUUUCACUGGGCGUAGUAAGCAUAAUCCAUUCACAUAAGUAACACACAGAUGUAAAUUCAUGCGUAAAUGUGGACUCUCGUUUCAUUACAUCAAAUCAAAGUCCUUGCUUAUUAAUUAAUCUAAUUAAUUGCACGACAUACCUCAAUGGCGCACAUAUACUUCCACAAGCUAUGCAGUUUUACUCGUUUUACUGUGGGAACCCCCCGCCGAAGAGACAAAAAUCGUCCAACGGAAAUUUAAGAUCCUCUGAUUGGCUCACACUUACGCGAUUUGAUUGAAUGCGAUAGGUGUAUAAUGAUCGAUUCCAGUCAUUACCAGACUACGUAGUUCAUGUAAAUGUUCUUAGAUGGCUGGUCUGCAUGUUUCCCUCUCCCCUAUGGCAGUUACACCCCCCUGGCUACGAAGGAGGGCUGUGUGAAGGGUGUGAAGGUUCUAUCAGAGUCUGAAGUGUGAAAUUUCAAGGCGUUACGAAAGAGGAGGACAGUAAAUCAUCAAACGGUACCCUGAAGAGCGAGGGCGAAGAUCAGCAGUUGAGUGAUACUAGUGAGAAGAAGUGUACCCGCUGUGGUCGUGGUUUCUAUUUAACAAUGGACGGGAAAUAUGUGACUCAAGAAAAAUUUAUUUAUCACUGGGGCAAGUUAGAGAAGGCAGUGGCGCCCCAGCCCCACAAGGUCAUUGCCGUCGGUGCUGUGAGAACUAGAAGACAGCUGUGGAGGUUCCUGGGGCAUACUUCUCAGUUCAGAAGUGAGGCUACCAGUGCCAUUGCUAAGGAAGACAUUUUGCAUGGAGACCAGGUAUCAGCUGAAGUCAUGGGCAGUGGUGUCCAUGCCUAUCUUUGCACUAAUGAGCUUUCUUGGCAAGACAAGGGGACCAACACAAAGCAGCGGAUUGUGAGCAGUGAGAGUGUCUGUUCAGGUGUGGCAGUCCUCAGCAGCAUCAGAAGAGAGAAAGAUAUGGUCACAUCUUCAGAUUUAUCACACUCACUUAACAGGCAGACAUUUGUUGUGUGGUGAUCUGCCACCCAAUUGUCUGCAGUGUAGUGCACUCUGUACUGUUCCUGAUAUAUAAUGAAUGUCACACAUUUCACUGCAUCCUUGACAAUGAACACAGUGGCAUGUAUGACAGUCUGGCAUUCAUAAACAGUAUGGGUCUUGCAAAGUAUGAGGCCUGAUCAGAAGGUAGCGUCUGCUGAGCUGUUGGCAAAGCAAGCAAUUUGAAAGAAUGCUAUUUUAUACAAAGGAAAUAUCUACAUAUUUAAUCUGCUCCCUCUACAUCGUCGCCCCUGGAAUUGGGUCCCUUGUGGUAUCAGGGAUUGGCUUUUUGUUUCGCUGUGUUGGGGAAGUCUGGCUGUAGCUCAGCCACAUGUUGACCUGUUUCAUCAGCUGCUCAUUAUGGCUGAAGCACUGUGAUCUCACCUAGUUCUUCAGAUAGAUAAGCAGGUGGUAGGUUCUUUGAUUGAGAUUAGGGCUGUAAGGAGGGUAGUCUAACAAUUCCCAUUCAAAAUGGUCCAGAAGUGCUAGAGAGUGUGAGAGAGAGAGAGAGUGUGUGUGCGUGCGUGCGUGUGUGUUAUCAUGGAGAAGAACUACAGCAGAUGUCAUUCAAUAUCCUUUGUUCUGUAAGGCCUUGUGCAGUUUUUGUAGUGUUUCAUGAUAUGAAAUGUGGCUGAGCUCACAGGCGGCGGAUUUCUUUGGCACAGGCUUGGAGAAACUUGUUCCCUUAUAUGGCACGUGCCUCAGUUCUGGUGGUGACAACGUUGAGAGGUAGCUUCGGUAUGUAUGUAUUUUUUUGUCUGUAAUCAUUUUUUCCUCAUUGCUUGUUUUGUUGGCCACUCACAGGAGGUUAUUUUCCGAAUAGCCCUUUCAUAUAUAGGGGUACAUGGUAGCGUAGUUGGUUGAGGCACUAUGCUACAAGCCAGACGGUUUCGGGGUCGAGUCUCAAUGUGGUGGACUUUGUCAAUUGACCUAUUCAUUCUAACUGCACUAUGGGCCUGUCUUUGACUCAGCCUCUAACAGAAAUAUGUACCAGGAAUAUUCCUGGGGGGUGGAGGGUGGCCGCCGUGUAAGGCUGAAAACCUUACCGCCAUCUUUGAGCCAAUUAUCUACAUAAUGUGGAACCCUGAACGUCUGACAAUCCUGUGGACCUCUCUGGCCUGUUACAGGGAUAGCUUUACUUUUACCUUACCUUUACCAUUUCAAAUGCUAUCAGGCAUCAAGAAUGCUGAGUCAGUGGCAAAACUUGCAUGCAUCCCUCAGCAUAUUGGUCACUGCAAAGGGCAGGGCUGCGAACUUGUCAAUCUGCUUGAAAUUCUCCCUGUAUUUUGUCCUCUGAUUUACUUAUCAAUUUAUAAUAGUGUGGUCUCUCCUCUUCUUUUAUUACAUUUUCUGAAUAGUGCAGUAUUUCUUAUAGUAUGAUGAUUUCAGCCUAUUGUCGCCUGAUUUUGUUAGUGUACUAUUCGCAGUCAGUAUAGUGACUGCCUAUGUGUUACAUGACUGAAGGUUCAGAGUUCAAGUCCUGACAGUCAAGAAUUUUCUUUUUUCCACGUUGUCCAGACAGACUCUGGGGCCUACCCAGC
This is a messenger RNA of Cryptotermes secundus, 2673 nucleotides long. RefSeq lists its product as uncharacterized. The transcript has 2 exons. The coding region runs from base 689 to 1114 and encodes 141 amino acids. Lineage: Eukaryota; Metazoa; Arthropoda; Insecta; Blattodea; Kalotermitidae. The record is from RefSeq and is a predicted model, not a curated record.